This is a messenger RNA of Chanos chanos (milkfish), 3448 nucleotides long. RefSeq names its product centrosomal protein 131 (gene cep131). The record is from RefSeq and is a predicted model, not a curated record. NCBI's taxonomy places the organism in Eukaryota, Metazoa, Chordata, Actinopteri, Gonorynchiformes, Chanidae. Gene Ontology annotation, cellular component: centriolar satellite. The transcript is spliced from 27 exons. Gene Ontology annotation, biological process: regulation of centrosome duplication; intraciliary transport involved in cilium assembly; cilium assembly. Bases 1 to 3318 code for a protein of 1105 amino acids.
AUGCACACUACUCGCAGUCCUGCGUCCAUCCAGGCUGGAGGGACAGGUGAUGCCCUAGACCUCAGUCUGACAGGUUCCCAGCUCUCCAUGGGUCGCCGGCCUAGCAGUGCAUCUCCAGGGAAGCACUUCUCCCGUUCCAUUUCUGUGUCUGUUGCUAGCGAUGGACGUGGGAAACGCAACACUCUGUCUGAUGCUGGAUUUGGAAGCUCACGCGGCAUCAAGAACUUGAGACGAUCAAACAGUACCACUCAUGUCAACCAACAGGCCAAUGUUAGCCUCAGCUCCGAAGGCCAAGCAGAAGACUUCUUGGCCCUGUUUGACAGUAGCUCGGAAGGCCGCAGGAAGUUGGCCAGCCUGAGCAAAGCGUCGCCAGACCACACCACCUGGAACAUUCUGGAUGACCAGCCGAGAGCCUUUCCCCUGCCAGUCAGUUCACGUAGCACUGGCAGCAUGGACUCUCCUAUCGGACUGAAAAAGAAGGAGGUGGGCAUCGCCCUGGCUGCCAACUUCACUGCCAACAACAGGAGCAAUAAAGGUGCUGUGGGUAACUCAGUGACGCCCAUCCUGCACAACAACCACGCAGACAAACCCCUAACUCCCAAAAGCUCCAACCAGAAACCUUCCUUCAACAACAUCAUCAAAGCCACAGUGAAUGAUGAAGUGAGCCUGGAGAGCAGCUCUCUGACUAAAUCCCAGAAGAACUUCUCCUCAGCGUCCUCCAGCUCCAACAACAACGCUCCCCGCAGCCCAGGGCAACCCCGCAGACGGCAGGUCUCUGAGCAGGAGGCCGAGAGGUUCAUCCAACAGGUGAACCAGGCUGCCAUCACCAUUCAGCGCUGGUACAGACAUCACGCUGACCGACGGCGGGCCAAUGAGGCUGCUGUCAAAUGUCUUCUGGCAUCAAAGAAGAAGGAGAGGGAGCAGCUGGCGGAGAGAGAGGAGGCAGAGUCCCAGAAGAAGAAUGAGGAGGACAGGAAACGGAUCCGACAGGAGAAAGCUCGUCUGGCUCGCCUUGCUGCCAUUCAGGAGCUGCAGCAGAAGAGGGCCCAGCGUGCUGCAGAAGUGCAGCAGACAGCGGAGGAGGAGCUGGAAGCCCUGAGGCGUGGUGGGAAAAUUGGGCGUAAGAAAUCGACCAAGAGUGUACCCACUUCACCAACGGACGUCAAGGCCAAAAACACUGAUUCCAAUGUGAAUGUGGUGACUGAUGGGGAGGAGAUCACCAACCUGAGGGUGGUCUCACCGGCUGUGUCUGCCCGCAGAGGAUCUCAGUCCUCCCAGGACAUCCUGCUGAGGUCUGUGAGUAUGGAGGAGCAACGCCAGGGGGCGCCGUCGAGCAGAGCCCAGUCAAAGACCACCUUGAAUGAACUGCUGGACACACUCAAGCUGCUAGAGGAGGAACCAGAAAGACUGUCUGAGCCCAAGAGUUAUAGGAAGGAAAAGUAUGCCUGGAUCGACGAGGAUGGAGACUCCAACUCCCUCACCACAGAUAACCUCGAACGCCAUGGCCAACUAAGCCAGCCCCGCAUCAUACCAGAUGGGGGCGCUCUCUUGUCUGAGGCCAAACUUCAAAGCAUUAUGAGCUUCCUGGAUGAGAUGGAGCAAUCAGAACAGGAGCCUCCACGAUCAGUCACCUCUGGCUCCCAUAGAGACAUGCUGUUGUCUGAAGAGGAGUUGGCUGGUAUAGAGCAGGCCUCAGCCACAGCUGCAGAAGUCACUGGAUCUAUGAUGAGACUCAAACUGGAACUGGAGGAGAAGAGGCGCUACGUAAACAUGCUGCAGACUGCCCUGGCUCAGCAGAGAGAACUGACAGUUCGUCAUGUAAAGGAAACAGAGAAAGAGCUCAACCGCAACUUCCAACUACAGAAAGAACAAUAUGAGGCCACCAUUCAGAGACACCUGACUUUCAUAGACCAGUUGAUAGAUGAUAAGAAGGCAUUGAGCGAACGUUGUGAGAAUGUUGUGGGAGAACUCAAACAGGUGGAUCAGAAGUACACCAAGAAGAUUGCUCAGAUGCAGGAGCAGCAUGAAAUGGUGUGGCAAAUUCUGGGUCCCUUGUGUGAGGAGAUAAAGAAACUGAAAGAGUUGAUGAGUGCGACGGAGAAGAUCCGACGAGAGAAGUGGAUUGACGAGAAGACCAAGAAGAUCAAAGAGAUCACGGUCAAGGGGCUGGAACCAGAGAUUCAGAAGCUGAUCUCUAAGCAUAAGCAGGAGCUGAAGAAAUUGCGAGUUCUCCAUGAGGCUGAGCUGCUGCAAGCAGAUGGGAGAGCUGCCCAACGCUAUGUCAGACAGAGCGAAGAGCUACGUCAACAGCUGGAGAGGGAAAGAGAUGAACAGUGCCAGAGAGAGAGGGAGCUGGCCAAACAGAGAUUUGAGAAGCAGCUCCAGGAAGAGGAGAAUGCCCUGCAACAACAGAGAAGACGUCUCUACAAGGAGGUGGCUGAGGAGAAGGAGAGACUUGCGCAGUUAUCCACACGGCAGCGUGCUGAGUUGGAGGAUCUGAGGAGACAGUUGGAAGAGAACAGUUCUCUGGCGGGACGAGCCCUUCGGGAGGAGCUGGAGAAGAGCAGAGAGGAGCAGGAGAGACGGCACCAGGUGGAGAUUAAAGCACUUAAGGAGCGACUUGAGCUUGAAAAACAGGCAUGGGAAGAAAACUACAUGAAAAAGGAGGAGGCGUGGCUUCUGAGCCGUGAACGGGAACUGAAGGAGGAGGUGCGUCGUGGGCGGGACAAAGAGAUUGAACUGGCCAUUCAGAGGCUGGAAGAAGAAACGAGUGGUGCUCGUGAGGAGUGUGAGAGAGCCGCUGAAAACCGUGUGAAGCGUGUGAGGGAGAAGUAUGAAGUGGAGCUUCAGGAGUUGGAACGUUCAGAGCGUACUGCUUUGGAAAAACUGAACGAGAUGAAAAAAAGACAGAGCGAGAUGGAGGGAGAGCUCAUGCAUCUGCAGACACUCCUCAGACAGAAAGAACAGGAAGUGCAUGACAUUACCCAGAUGAGAGAUAAGCUGUCAGAGGAGAGACGUAGCCUGGCGGAGGUGAUCAGGCAGGAGUUUGCGGAGCGACUGGUGGUGACGGAAGAGGAGAACAAAAGGAUGAAGGUGGAGAUGUCAGAGCUGAGGGCCCGACUCCGACUGGAAGUAGAACGAGUGACCCGUGAGAAAGAGGAGGAGCUUGCUGAGGUGCACCAGAGAGUGAAGUCGGCUAUUUUGAAGAAGGAGGAGGUAGUCAACAACCUCCGAAAGCAGCAUGAGGCUGCCCUGAAGAGAGCUGAUCACCUGGAGGCUCUGUUAGAGCAGCAGAGAAAACAGCUGCUGGGAAAAUGAGCCAUGCAGACAAGAGGCCUGGGCCUCCGACUCACACGAGAGCCUUCAUCUCCCGCCCUCUCCUCUUUUCUUCCUUUCUGUUUUUCUGGGUGGAGAGCAAGACUCCUCCGAAACAUGCAGCUUAUCCUGA